CCUGUUUCAACAAAAUUGUUGCUAGUCCUCAUUCCACUGCUUUUGGUGCUGCCUGUAGUUGAAGCAGUAGAAGCAGGAGAUGCAACUGCUGUCUUGUUAGGUGUAGUUCUCAGCAUUUCAGGCAUUUGUGCUUGAUUGGGGGUAUAAGCGCAAAAGAGAAAUGGACAGGUGUGA
Messenger RNA from Choloepus didactylus (southern two-toed sloth), 174 nucleotides. RefSeq names its product small integral membrane protein 30-like. The record is from RefSeq and is a predicted model, not a curated record. The transcript has a single exon. Lineage: Eukaryota; Metazoa; Chordata; Mammalia; Pilosa; Megalonychidae. The annotation marks the transcript as partial.